ACCCACAAGAAAAUGGGGAGCAAACUGGAGCGAAUCCCUUGCGGAAAAGGCCCUUAUUCUGUUGGCUGUACAGACCUCAUGACUGGUCCCGGCAUUCAGGGAAGUUUUUUGCGACUGUUUUACCCAUCCCAAAAUGACACCUACUGUGAAGAUGCUCUAUGGAUUCCCAAGAAAGAAUACUAUUAUGGGCUAUCGAUAUUCCUUAAUGCAUGUCGGACCGUGGGAGCAUUUUUUCUUGCAAGCUACGUCGGCCCUGUGACCUGUCCGGCAAAAUGGAAUGCUGCGUUCAAGCCUGGAGAAAGAUAUCCUCUCAUUAUUUUUUCCCACGGACUCGGCGCUUUCAGAACUUUAUAUUCGGCGAUCUGCAUGGAAAUGGCAUCUCGGGGAUUUGUUGUUGCGGCCAUUGAGCACAGAGACCAGUCCGCUUCAGCUACUUAUUACUAUAAGGAGAAGCCCUCUUCAGAAGCAAAAGGUGCAGCCUCAGAAAGGCAGGAGGAUUGGAUUUAUUACAGGAAGUUAAAAGCAAACGAAGACGAAGUUCCUAUUCGUCGGCAACAGGUGCAUCAGAGGGCAGACGAGUGCACCAGAGCCCUCAACCUCCUGCUAGAUAUUAACUCCGGAAAGCCGGUAGUGAACUUGAUGCCAGUGAGCUUUGACUGGACCCCUCUAAAGGACUCCAUUGACGUUCACAGGAUAGCAGUGAUGGGGCAUUCUUUCGGGGCUGCUACUGCCGUUGAGACCCUUAGCAAAGAUGUACGAUUCAAGUGUGCCGUUGCCCUUGAUGCAUGGAUGCUGCCCCUCUGUGAUGAAGUAUAUGCCGGAGUUCACCAACCGUUGCUGUUUAUUAACUCAGAGAAAUUCCAGUGGGCAGCCAAUGUUGUAGAAAUGGAGAAACUUGAAGCUGCCAACAGGGAGACAAAAAUGAUCACUAUCAAAGGCACAGUGCACCAGAGUUUUCCAGACUUUACAUUCCUGGCCGGCAGCAUCGUUGGAAAGAUUUUUAGACUCAAGGGAGAAAUAGAUCCAAAUGUAGCCAUUGAUGUUAGCAAUAAAGCUUCAUUAGCCUUCUUACAAAAACAUUUAGGCCUCAAGAAAGGGUUUGACCAGUGGGAUCCGCUCGUAGAAGGUGAAGGCCCUCAUGUCAUCCCCGGCACAAACAUGGAGUUACCUCCAACGCUGCCUCCGUCGAACCAAUAA
This is a messenger RNA of Euleptes europaea (tarantolino), 1197 nucleotides long. It is a transcript of the gene PLA2G7, whose product is annotated as phospholipase A2 group VII. The transcript has 10 exons. Lineage: Eukaryota; Metazoa; Chordata; Lepidosauria; Squamata; Sphaerodactylidae. The record is from RefSeq and is a predicted model, not a curated record. The coding region runs from base 13 to 1197 and encodes 394 amino acids. Gene Ontology annotation, molecular function: 1-alkyl-2-acetylglycerophosphocholine esterase activity.